Messenger RNA from Tigriopus californicus, 2149 nucleotides. RefSeq lists its product as uncharacterized. The coding region runs from base 483 to 1013 and encodes 176 amino acids. Lineage: Eukaryota; Metazoa; Arthropoda; Copepoda; Harpacticoida; Harpacticidae. The record is from RefSeq and is a predicted model, not a curated record. The transcript has a single exon.
GAACCCCCCUCUGGCGUCUGACAGCCGUCCGCCGCCCUUGGGCGCAUCCAGCAUGGAGAGAUUGUGCACCUUCCUUCCUUCCUUCCUUCCUCCCACCCACCUUUGGAAGGCCACCCAAUGGACCUAGUCUGUUCGGGGGACCAACUAAAUUGGAUGUUGCUCUAGCGUAGAUUCGGUCUCUUCGCCUCGUCUUCGUUUUCAUCUUGUUCCCACGGUGUCUCGUGUUCUCUUUUUUGUUUUCUUUUGGGCCGUCGCUCUCGUUCGAACCGCCUUUCUGUCUCCUUGUUGUGCCUUUUCGGUAGUGGCCCAUUGUCCGAGAACUCUUGGUUCUCAAGUGAGCCGAGGAAGGCCAAUUGACGGCGAGAGAUGUGUACUUGGUGGGUCUUUCGAAAAGCUGCCAGACAAGGUGAAACUUUGAACCGAAGAGCACGCACGGUUACAGAAAGAUUCCAAAGUGAUAGUGAUUCCGACAACUUUUGAGGAUGUCCUCAGCAUCCUCUGGAACGGAUUCAAAGGGCCAGCCCCGCCAUGGAGGGGCUCGAAAAGGAUCUCGGCAUAGUGGGAAUGGAUUGACAUCUGGAGCAUCCGCUCCAUCCGGUCAUCGUCGAUCGACGACCCAUAAAAGUCCCUCACGUGGAAGAGCACAACCUGAUCAGCCCAAUAUGCCGCAAUAUGAGUACAAAUUGCGCCACUCCAACCGGAUGUCGACCACCUAUCAGCAGCCCUAUCCUCAGGCCUCAAAUAUGGUACCUCCUGGAUAUUCGAGCAACGAGCCGCAAACCCCACAAUCUUGCAUGCCCACAGGUGGAACCGUUGCCCCGACCACUGGUCAACUCAGAUCGGGUCAUAUUGAGGUGGAUACCCUGUACGGGAACGGAGGAGCGGGUUCGGCUCAAUUGACUGUCAAUGCUAUGAACGCGCCCAAUAACUCCACCAUGCAAUGUGGAUGCGAGAAUAUUGAUUGCCCUUUUUGCAAUCUCAUGUUAAGUGUGCAAAUGAAAGAUUCAUAUUGAAAGGAACCAAAAUUCUGGAGGGCGGUCAUUAUUCAGCCUAGAAAUUAGUUGCCAAGAUGAUACAACAAAUCCAAUGACACUCACCUUUCUGAACCUAACUGUCCUUGACUUACCCGAAAAAAGCCCACGCCCCCAUCUCGUCACAGACAGUCCCUUCCCCCNNNCCCCCCCCCCCCGCUCUCUAAGCAAGUAGGCAGAAAAAGCUUCCUCUUCACCCAACAGCUUCAAGCUAUGUCAGAAGUCAGAAUGAAAGGUCAAGUUUCGGCGAUGCUUAUUAACGUUGGGUGGUCUAUUAGCCGUCUCUCAUUGGUUGACGAGCAGUCAACCAAUUGUUGGGCCAAGACCUUGUGCUCAGUGGAGUGUGUACCUUUCUGGGACCUUCCCAUACUCAUAUCCAAUGACAAAAAAGCGCAAAGGCAACAUUCUGUAUAGAGACCAGUAGUGCUCUUCCCUUGCACAUUGAUUAUGAGGUGUCAUCGUACUCUUCGUAGUGCUUCUUCCCCAUAGCGAGUCCGACAUAAAUUAGAUAUAUUCAACUCUAGACGUCAACAUACAUGUGAAUGUAUUUAAUGAAGCAUUAUUAUCCGAAAUCAUUUUUACUUCCCAUUGUAUUACUUGUGGUGAAAAAUGUGUGCAUAUACUAAAAUACUCUUGUGGCCUUCGUGCCAAUCCACGUAAGAAACUAUUUGAAUAAUGGCCUGUCGAAACCAUUACUAAGAUAGAUAUGUAGACCGAUUCCCUACCAUCAUAGACCUUUUCUCAUAAGGUCUAUGAUGUAGUCGUACUCUCAACUUAACUUAGUCCUUUUGGGUAUAUUUCAUCAACGUCGUUACCGAGAAAGAUUCUGAGUUCCUUUGUCGUCCCGUAUGUACUACAGUAUAUCUUUAAUCUCUUCUUCCCUUUCUUGAGGAACACUUUCCUCGUCCUCGUUAUCCUUAAUCGGAGACAGUACAUGUGUUGCAAAAUGAACCAGCAUUUCAUCAACUCUUUUCCCGUUCACGGUGUAUUCAUUCAUUCUACAAUCGUAAUGUAUUCCAUCUGUCAUGUUCCCAUCAAGCAUCGCUAAAUAACCAUGUAGUGUUAGAAAUAAAGAAAUAAAGUAAGACGAAGGUGCUUAUUUUUGCAUCCAAGAGUGA